CACACAGACUCGGCAGUGCAAAUGGCUACAAUGGAAACUGAGGAAGGAGCAAAGGAGCACCUGAGACUGGUGUUGGUCGGCCUUCAGGGAGUGGGCAAGAGCGCCACAGGAAACACCAUCCUGGGUAGAGAAGAGUUCCAGUCGGACAUCAGUUCCACCUGCCUGACACUGCGGAGUAAAAGCAGUGAAGGCCUGGUGUGUGGGGGACUGCUGACAGUGGUGGACACUCCAGGUCUGUUCAGCUGCAAGCUCUCAGAUGCAGAGGUGAAGCAAGAACUGGAGAGAGCCUUGACCCUCUGUGCUCCUGGACCCCACACCUUUCUCAUCGUCAUCCAGCUGGGACGUUUCACAGAGCAAGAGAGGGCUGUAAUGGACAAACUGAAUGAAAUGUUGGGCUCAAAUGUACAUUUGUACUCUAUGGUGCUCUUCACUUAUGGAGACAGGCUUAAGAAUAAAACAAUAGAUCAGUUUGUCAAAGAAGACAAGAACUUGAAGACACUGAUAAGCAAAUGUGGGGGACAGUACCAUGUGUUCAGUAAUACUGAUAUGGAAAAUAAAGCACAGGUCAGUGAGCUUUUGGACAAGAUCCACAAUCAGAUGACAAAGAGAAAACAACCAUUUUAUGUAAAGAGUGUGACAAAAGUGCAGAAUACAUGGAAAACCAUUAUCUACAUUGCUGCACCUUUUGUCAUAUUCUUGGCAAUUUCAGCUAUGAUCGUAUUUAUCAAGAGGCACGUACCAGCAGAAUCAGUUACUAAACAGCCUAUAAAGGUUUUAGAGCAACCUGAGAAGGCUUUUGAGCCAAUUCUAGGGAAGCCUGAGACACUUUUAGAGUACGGUCCUGAUGAGGAUUUGGAACAAAGUGCAACACUUUGGAAAAUGCUACUAGGUGUAGUAAACAACAAGCCAAAGCUGAUUUCCACAGCUGUAGUGGGGUUUGGAGCAGGCUUGUGGAUUCUGAAGAAAUUCUUGAAAAAGUAGUUCCUGUAGGAGAUCUGCACUGUGAUAUAAAAACAAUAACAAAAUGGUUACGCAGUGCAGAUACUAAAUGCUGGUGAGGA
Messenger RNA from Colossoma macropomum (tambaqui), 1061 nucleotides. Its product is annotated as GTPase IMAP family member 7-like. Lineage: Eukaryota; Metazoa; Chordata; Actinopteri; Characiformes; Serrasalmidae. Gene Ontology annotation, molecular function: GTP binding. Bases 22 to 981 code for a protein of 319 amino acids. The record is from RefSeq and is a predicted model, not a curated record. The transcript has 2 exons.